Messenger RNA from Megalobrama amblycephala (Wuchang bream), 4348 nucleotides. Its product is annotated as titin-like. The record is from RefSeq and is a predicted model, not a curated record. NCBI's taxonomy places the organism in Eukaryota, Metazoa, Chordata, Actinopteri, Cypriniformes, Xenocyprididae. The coding region runs from base 229 to 3978 and encodes 1249 amino acids. The transcript has a single exon.
AUAAAAUGCAAAUUAUGGUGACUUGUUAUCUUCUGUUUACUUUGUUUAAUUUUGUUGUGAGGCCUUUAUUUAUUUUUGCUGUACAUACUUUUAUAAAAAUAUUUGCAUUUAUAAUGAAUCUGCAGUUUUUUCCCUCUACUAACAGAGUGUUUUAUUUAUGUAUUUUGUAGAUAUUAUGAUAUAUAUUAUGGCAGUUGUAUUAUAUGAUAUAUAUCUAUAUUAUGACAAAUGAACCAUUUCAUCAUUUUUUAUUCAGUGUUUUCUACCUCGACUAUCUCAACUGAGGAGGAUUCUUGCGCAACAAGUCUUCAUUUAAAAGAAAAAAGCAAAACAUUUGAACUCCAGCCAGAGUCUAAAUUAUUUUCAGAGUCAUUAGAGAAAAAGCCAGAAAAGCCAGUUUUUGUUACCAAAUUCUCAUCAGCAAUUGCAACUGUUGGAAACACGGCUAAGUUUACUGUGAUUGUGUCUGGAUUUCCUAAGCCAUUUAUUCAGUGGUACCACAAUGGCCAAUUGAUAAAGUCCUCAUCUUUUUAUACAUUUGUCCAAGAGAAGGAAGAACACACUCUUGUCAUAACUAAGAUUACCAAAGAGUUGGAGGGAGAGUAUUCUUGCACAGCGAGCAACCGAUUUGGCAAGUCAACAUGUACUUCCUAUCUUCAUGUAAAUGUGAAAGACAUAAAGAAACAAGAAGAGACCAUUGGGCAGCCUCCGUAUUUCAUCAAAGCAAUUGAGCAUGUGCAGUGCGCAGUUGGGAGCCAUGCUCUCUUUGAAUACACUGUAACAGGGGUUCCAUUUCCUGAUGUUCAGUGGUACAGAGAUAGCAACUAUAUACAGCCUAGCAAGUACUGCAUCAUUGUGAACAACAAAGAUGGGUCUGGAUAUUUAAAGAUAUUGGGCAUUCAACAAAGUGACAGUGGUCUUUACUCUUGUAAGGCAUCUAAUCCUCUUGGAGAAACUUCUUGCAGUGCAAAACUUAAUGUAUUCUUGAGGACUGUUUUAACAUCUGAAGCCACUGAGUUACAUAGUGUCAGCCUUCCGGAACAAGUCAGAACUAGCCUUCAGCAGGGACACCAGAUGGCUUACACCAUUGCCACAGAAGAGAGACAAACUGUUGCAAGUGAGCAGAUAGAAACCUUGCAUACUUUAGAUAUAUCUGCAGCCACUGUGCAAAUGGAGCAGGUAACUCACCAAGCAGCAGUAUUGCAGUCUCAUGAUGUGCAGGAGGAAGUAAAAGUUGCCCCUGCCCAGCCAAACCCAGUGGUGGCAACUCCUCUGAAACAACUGCAUAUGGCUGCAAUGAUCUCUGCCGUACAAGAAAACAAAAGCUUUAGUGAACAGCACUGUGAUCAUAUUGUUAGUCCAGAAGUCAAAGAGCUUGAAUUGAGUUUUGAGACACCCUCAAAACUUAUGUCUGCUAUUUCAGAGAGUACUACACCUCUUAGCAUAGUGAAAGCUGAGGAUUUGAUAAAAAGUGAAACAGAAAAGAUUCACACAACUUUAGCACCAAAGGUUAGUGUUAUUGGUCCUCAAGUUGAAAUUAAGUUGCCAAUUCUACGAGAGGAAUGCACAAAUAUUAAAAGCCCUGAAGAGGCGAGAAGCUACAAAGUUACCGAAGGGGUUAAGUUAUUGUAUACUGCAACAUCAUCGGAGAAUGUCGCGCUUACAGCAUGUCAUACUGCAGAGCUAGCAACUGUUGAGUCCAUUGAAUGUUUAGCAGAAGAGGAACAAGCCAAACCAGUACUUACAUCAGUUAGUGAAACUGAGCACACCCUUUUAAAAGAAAAACCCCUUGAAAUGCAUAGGCCAGUUAAGGAAACUGCUCAGCUCUCUAAAGAUCCAAUAUUAAAAUCAGCCCUGAUUAUUGAAGAAAAGAACAAGCUUCAAGCUGACAAAACCACUGAAAUACCUGUCCUGGAGCAUCCUUUUUCAGUCCAUUCCCAGAAAGAAUUGGAUCAGGUGCUUAAUUUACAGCUUAUCAAAGACCAAGACACUCUUCUCUCUGAAGGCAGAUUUACCAUUGAGAAGCCAGAUUUGGAGUUGGCGGAUGUCAGAAAAAUGCCAGUUCUUUUACACACAGUUUCUUCUGAUGACCAGAAAACAGUUUUUUAUGAACAAGUAACACAGUUGGCAUCCAAGGAUACCGCAAUGGUUGCAAAGCCUAGAGUAGAGGUUCCUGCCCAACUGCAUCUCCACUCGCUGCAGUCGAAAACUACUUUAUGUAAAGAAGGGUUACUUUCAUUUGAAAAACCAGAUGAACAGAAAGCCACCCAGAGACAAGAAAAAGACUGUAAAUUUGUAGCCACUAAAGAAGAACGAGUAGAACUGACUUCAGAUUAUACCAAAGGUCUUGAUGUGACAGUAAAAGGUCUUAAGAUUGAGCAAAAAACAGAAGCCAGACCCUUGAGUGUUCUUCAGGUAGUCUCACAGCCUAUACCACUUUCAAAGGAAAGCCCUAUUGCCAGUGAAGUCAAGCCGCAUAGUGCAAUUGUGCAGAAAGAGGAUUGGUGGAAUAACAUGCAUGCAGCGUCCAUGUCUGAAUCUCAUUCUAUAGAAGAGGGUUUCACAGACAGUUUCAAAGCAGUUGAGAAAUUCACUUGUAAGACAGAUGUAGAGCCUAGAGUACCUGUUCAGCCUUUGCAUGUAGAGGAAAAAGCCAUAUCAACAGAAAGUUGUGUUGCUCUUGAGGCUGCAGAGCAAGACUUUGCAGUUCAGAUUCAAGAAGGUCAGUCUGUAAGGCAGUCAAUACUUAUGGAGGAAAAACUUACUCUGACAGGUGAAAUGUCUGAAGGAUUUACCAGAUCAGAGGGGACUAAAAUAAACAUUACAACACAGCCAUUCGAACCUCUUUUAGUAAGUGAAUCACAGGAAAGCAAAACUCUUCCCAAGGAACUUACCUUUGUAAUUCCUGUACCAAAAUCACACAGCUUGGACAUCAAACAGCAGUUAAAAAUGACACUUCAGUCUGCUGUGGCUUGUGAUCAGCCUUUGAUUUUGGCAGAUGUAGUGCAAGGUUUAGGAGUUGUGGAAGUAAAGGAGGUCAAUGUGCGUAUGGAACCGAAAUGCAUGAUGUUCACUUACCUUAUUACAACAGCUGGUCCACCUAUAGAAAUUACAAUUGUCUUCGAGGGUGUAUACCCUCAGACAGCGGCUCUUAAAAACGAACUUCAUGCUGCUUUCUAUUCUAUACUUAAUCAGGAGAAACCUGUCUUCAGCUCUGAACAGUCAAACAUCUUAAAACUUGACAGACCCGAGAGAUUGCUGGCUAGCCAAGCUUCUUCAUAUCCAUUAUCCACAACAAUUUUAACAGAAAAUGUUGAAAUGUUUACAACACCUAAAAUGCAGUCUGCUGCUCUGCAAACAGAAGCUCAAGUCUCUUUGCAGUCUGCAAUGACUCAAAGGCAAACUGCUAUCCUGGAGUCAGAGCACCAUGCAACUCAGAAGGCUGUAGAAUCCAAAAUGGAGGUCCACAGUUUCAGUGAGACUGAACGCAGGGAAAUGAAAUCCAUUUCAUCUGAACAUUAUAAGAGAGAGGUGUGUGUUUCAGAUAUUACAGUUGAUGCACCUCCUAGGCAGAUCGCUGUGGAAGAGUCUAUGAAUGUUCUUAUUCAAGAAGACAAAAGAGAGAAGGUUUUAACAGAGGACAUUUUGAUUGAGCAUUUGACCGAAGAGCUCUUGUUUGAAAUACCAUUAAAAGACAUUACUGCAGAGGAGAAUUCCAAAGUUACAUUGUCUGUGAGAAUAAAAGGUGUAAAAAGUGUAAACUGGCUUUUGAAUGGAGAAUUGAUCAAAUCUGGCAAAGAGUUCAAAUGUUUAAAGGACAACGAUUCUUACACACUAGUAAUCAACAAAGCUAUCAAGGUGAAACAUGAAGGUGAAUACACCUGUGAAGCUGUGAGUGAAGCUGGCAAGAUAUCAUCAUCAUCAUCAAGGCUCACUGUUGUCUCAAGAGGUUGGACUGUGUGGAUUUUGUCAUCUUAGAUGAUAUAGAUCAUUCUUAACAAAUCAACUCAGACCAUCACUAAUCAACCAGUUGGCACCCGCUACAUCAUCUUUCCAUUACUUCACCAUUUCUUUUAGAAUUAUUUUUAAGCAUACAUUAUGUAUGCUAAAUAUCUUUUCAUCCUCUUUCAAUAUAAUAUGGCACAUUUUCAUCUUCUGCUGAGUUCUUCAAGCAUGACCAUGUCAUGUAUGGCUCUUCAUCACCUAUUUGCUAACGUUCACAUCAUUCUUUUUUUUUUUCAUGUCAUCCCAGGAUUACUUUCAUUCCUACCUUCCCAUUUCUGAUGAAUCCUUAUAUAUCACACAAAUCAGGCUAAGUAUUCAUUUUUGUAUUUUAUCUUCUUACAAA